AUGACCCAGCUACCAGCUCUGGUUGUCGAUUCAGACCUCAAGGUCAAAGGUGAAGCCAAGGUCGACUUCGACAAGGACUUUGGCCACAAAUAUGGCAUCAAGAAAGGUGUCCACGUCUACGAGGAGACAGGCGAGGUCUAUGCCCCCGUUGCCAUGUGGCUAGAGUCUGUAGAUCUCGUCCUGGACCGAUUGGCCGAGUCUAUGCCGGUUCCUCUAUCUCAUAUUCGCGGUAUCAGCGGCUCUUGCCAGCAGCAUGGCAGUGUCUACUGGAAUGGCAAUGCCUACGAGAUUCUUCACCACCUCGAUCCUCGUCUCCCCCUGGUUGUUCAGCUGCCACAGGCCCUUUCCCACCAAUGGUCGCCCAAUUGGCAGGAUCAGAGCACCCAGGCUCAAUGUGACGCUUUUGAUGCUGCUCUUGGCGGUCGCCAGAAGCUUGCUGAGGUGACAGGCAGCGGUGCCCACCAUCGAUUUACUGGAACCCAGAUUAUGCGCCUCAAGAAGGACCUCCCAGACAUGUACGCCAAGACGGCUCACAUCUCCCUCGUCUCCUCAUGGCUGGCAUCCGUCUUCCUCGGCGCCAUCGCCCCCAUGGAUGUCAGCGAUGUCUGUGGUAUGAACCUCUGGGACAUGUCCCGCCAAACAUACAGCGAACCUCUUCUCGAGCUUGCUGCUGGAAGCAAGCGUGAGGCCCUCAACCUACGAAAGAAACUGGGUGAGCCUUGCCUCGAUGGCGCUGCUGUUUUGGGCUCCAUCUCUCCCUAUUUCGUGGACCGUCACGGUUUCCACCCCGACUGCCAGAUCACACCAUUCACCGGUGACAACCCCGGAACUAUUCUCGCCCUUCCCCUUCGACCUCUCGACGCCAUCGUCUCUCUCGGUACUUCGACGACAUUCCUCAUGAACACUCCAAAGUACAAGCCUGAUGGUGCUUACCACUUCUUCAACCACCCCACAACCGAUGGCCACUACAUGUUUAUGCUGUGCUACAAGAACGGAGGCCUAGCACGCGAGCGAGUGCGAGACCAACUUCCCAAGCCUGACAACGGCCCUACCGGCUGGGAGAACUUCAACAAGGCCAUUGAGAACACCCCUGCUCUGGGUGCUGCCAAGGAGGACGAUAGGCGCAAGCUUGGUCUGUACUUCUACCUUACCGAAGUGGUGCCCAACAUCCGUGCAGGUACUUGGCGAUACUCAUGCGAGCCAGACGGCUCUGACCUUCAGGAAGUCAAGGGAGGGUGGGACAAGGAGACUGACGCUCGAGUGAUUGUUGAGUCUCAGGCCCUGUCUAUGCGCCUGCGCUCUCAGAACCUGGUUGAGAGCCUUCGACCCGGCCUGCCAGCUCAGCCCCGUCGCAUCUACCUCGUUGGAGGUGGCUCUCUUAACCCAGCCAUCGCCCGCGUCAUUGGCGAGGUCCUCGGCGGCAGCGACGGUGUUUACAAGCUCGACGUUGGUGGCAACGCCUGCGCCCUUGGCGGAGCCUACAAGGCUCUCUGGGCUCUCGAGCGCCAGCCAAACGAGACAUUCGACGAGCUCAUUGGUAAGCGAUGGACUGAGGAGGGUAACAUCCAGCGCAUUGACGAUGGUUACCGCGAGGGAACCUAUCAAAAGUACGGCAACGUUCUCGGAGCCUUCGAAGGCCUGGAGAACAAGAUCCUCACCGAGCAGGCUUUGGAGUCAAAGGACGGACGAAGACGGUCGCAGGAGAGUGCUUGA
Molecule: messenger RNA, 1713 nt
Organism: Fusarium tjaetaba
Lineage: Eukaryota; Fungi; Ascomycota; Sordariomycetes; Hypocreales; Nectriaceae
Product: d-xylulose kinase A
Exons: 3
Coding region: 1-1713 (570 amino acids)
Biological process (GO): xylulose metabolic process
Cellular component (GO): cytosol
Molecular function (GO): D-xylulokinase activity
Source: RefSeq, a predicted model, not a curated record